AUGUCUGAAGAAAUACCAUUUCCUAAGCCAUUCUCUGUAGAGAUCAAUGCGAGUGUUGCAUUGAAGCUUGCCAAGAUCGGAGAGAACCAUUACCCUGGAACUUCAUCGGGCCCCAUAUAUGGAUUCGACAACAAGGAGACAUCUGUGAUCAACAUUUGUCAUCUUAUCAGUUUCCCUACCCAGCAUACAAGUGGAGACGAUGUUUUCAACACAAGAUCUUCUAAUGCAAAAUUUCAGACUGAAUUUCUCUCCAAACUAAGAGAGAGCAAAAUUGGAGCCAAGCUUUUGGGAUGGUUUAUUACAUGUAUAAGCGGUAAACAUCUGAGACAGACGUUAAUUGAGUCCAUUCUGCGCCUUCAAGAGACCAACAGAAAGGAGCACAGAGAUGAUUUCCCUGCUUUGCUAGUUGUGUAUGAUCCUUCAAGUGCUUUGGACAGCUUGCUAAGCUUGAAGGUGUUGAGAAUCAGCGAUGCUUUCCUGAAAACAUGGGAUUCGGAGACAAGAUUUAUUGCCAAAAACCUCAUAGAGAAUCGUCUUUCUUACAAGAACAUCUUUGAGUCAGUGCCAGCCACUAUCAGAAAUUCUCAUUUGAUCAACUUGAAAAUACAGGAACUUGACAUCUCAGCUAUUUAUGGUGAAGAUCUUGAGUUGACUUCAAACUAUUUGAAUGGUACUGUUCAGAACGCCGAGCAGCUUACUGAGGCUAUAGAUAACUUCAACCACAAUUUGGGUAACUUCAAUUACUUCCAGAGAUCACUUUCCCGUGAAAUAACCAAAGUCAAGCAAUGGAAACUCAGAGCUCAGCAAGAGAACAGUCAAAAGUUGAAGAUCGAUCCUAAAGCACAGGUGAGUGAACCUGAUUGGACUACCCAGUUCAAGCUUCCUCAAGUUCCCUCUAAGUAUGAGAACUUGGUCAUCAGUGGACAGGUGGAUAGUUUCUGCAACAACUUGGAAUCUACAGGAUCCGUUGAACAUGCCAAGACUUCUGGUAUUAAGGAGAGCCUAGAUUUGUAA
This is a messenger RNA of Brettanomyces nanus, 1014 nucleotides long. RefSeq lists its product as uncharacterized. NCBI's taxonomy places the organism in Eukaryota, Fungi, Ascomycota, Pichiomycetes, Pichiales, Pichiaceae. The coding region runs from base 1 to 1014 and encodes 337 amino acids. The transcript has a single exon. The record is from RefSeq and is a predicted model, not a curated record.